AUGAGCCAACAACAACGACAUUCAUCAUCAUCGUUACAACAUUCACGAAGAGAAUUCGACCCAUCUCGGGCCUUAUCUUCCGAAGCAGAUCCUACAAGAAAUUUUUCCACCCCAAGAAGGGAGUAUGUCUAUGGAGGUAGUGUAAGUUCUCAUCAUCAUCAACCACAUCAUCGGGAUGAUUAUCGUCGGUAUUCUAGGCCACAACAUGAUGAUGGUGGAAGCAACUCAUUUAGGCAAGAAAGACCACCAUCUUCAUUCUCCUCAUCUUCAUCUGCUCAUAAUGAUAGGAAAAGAGUAGAGCUAUCACACCAACCACAACCAAGUGAACAGCAACAUUACAAGAUACAUGAUGAUAGACGUAAUGUGAGUAACACCAAUGUUUCUUCUCACCAUAAUUACCAUUCCGAAAAUUAUUAUCACAGAUCGCACGAUUCUGACCGUAGACCAUCUCAUCAUGGUUAUCGCCAUCGUGACGACAAAAUUUCUCGAAAGGAGGAGGAUACGUACGAUCGUAAGAACCACCAUCCUCCAUCAAGUUAUGACACUCAAAAAAGAUCUUCAAAUUAUCAACAAGAACAUGAUGAUAGACAUUUUCCAUCAAGUCAAUCAUCACGAAAUGUUCCUGCCCUCUCCUCGAAUGUAACACCUUCAACGAACGAUGAAUUGAGGAAUACAAAGCAAAUGGAAACAAAACGAAAAGCACUCGUCGCAUUUAAAGAUCAGCACGAGGAGAGAACUAUCACAACGGACACAAAACGUGUGAAAUUCGAAAAGUCUCCCAUAGUGGAUUCAUCUGCAAAAUCAUCCAACACACCUAAGGAAAAUAACACGUUGACUACUCAACAACAAGUGCCUCCUCCCAAUGAAGAGGAGAUGAUUAAGCAAACGUUACUCAUGGAAGAACAAUUAAUUAAGGCAAAUGAUGAAAAUGAAGUGAAACGAAAACGUGAAGAGCGUAAAAAGAAAUUCCAACAAAUGGAAAAAGAAAAACAAGAGGUCUCUCCAAAUCUUCAACCAGAGGAUCACAUCAUAUCAGAGGAUGAAAAUGACGAAACUGAAUCUUCGGUUGCUCCUCUUAGCUCUGACGCUUUCAAAUCAGGAGGAGAUAACAGUUUUUAUUACGAAUUAGAACAAGAACGAAACAAAUUACAAGAAAGAUCCAUGAAUGACGAUAUUAGUGGAUCAUCAAAAGAACCCACUGUUACCUCGUUACAUGAAGACACAAACAAUGAGAAAGGAAAAGAGGGUGAAUCAUCUCCAUUCAUUGACAUGUUUGGAGCUUCUACGGAUGAGCUUGUUCAAGCUCUUGUAACCAGUGAGGCUUCUACUCAUGUAAAUACUGCUGUCGAUUUGUAUGAUGAUCCUGAGGGCUACUACCGAUUCACCAUAGGAGAGGUCAUGAAUGACAGAUACAAAAUCGAGAUGUUUCUUGGGCAAGGUGUUUUUUCACAGGUUGUACAGGCUUCAGACAAACUUGCAAAAGAUCCUCAAUCGCAACGUGUAGCGAUCAAGAUUAUAAGGAGUAGUGAAACAAUGCGAAAGGCAGGAAUGAAGGAGUUAAAUAUCAUCUCAAUGCUAAUGGAUCGAGAUCCUAAUGACGAGUUGCAUAUUAUUCGAAUGUUAGAUCAUUUCACAUAUAGAAACCAUUUAUGCCUCGUGUUUGAACUGCUAGAAAUGAAUUUACGAGACAUUCUCAAACACUACGGUCGAAAAGAGGGUAAACAAGUCGGUAUCAGUAUGGAUGCAGUAAGAGUUUAUACCAAACAGCUCCUCGUUGCACUAAAACACAUUCAAGAUUGCAAUAUUAUUCACGCAGAUAUCAAGCCAGAUAACAUGCUAGUUCAUUCAAGCCACACCAAAGUGAAAUUAUCAGAUUUUGGCUCAGCCUCAGACAUUAGUGAAAAUAGUAUUACUCCGUAUUUAGUUUCAAGAUUUUAUAGAGCUCCAGAAAUUAUAUUGGGCAUGAAAUAUUCGUAUCCCAUUGAUAUGUGGAGUGUAGCCUGUACAGUUUUUGAGCUAUAUACCGGAAAAAUUCUGUUCCCUUCCCAAAACAACAAUGAUGCUCUACGACUCAUGAUGGAAUUGAAAGGAAAAUUUUCGAAUAAGGUUCUUAAAAAGUGUGCCUUUCGAGAAAGUCAUUUCGAUUUCAAUGGCGACGGAGCGUUUUUAUUUCGUGAAUGGGAUCCAUUGACAAAGAAAAUCAAAGUUAGAAAAAUGUAUUUCCAGAAAAGUAUCACAGAUUUGAAAGCCAUGCUCUUGAAUUCCAUGCUGAGCAAUCAACAUGUCGAGGAUGAGAAAGCUAUCAAAGAGGAACGAAAGUUGGUCCUGAUGUUACACGAUUUCUUGGAUAAGGCUCUCAUCCUUGAUCCUUCUAAGCGCUUAACUGUUGCUGAUGCACUCAAACAUCCAUUUGUGAUGGAAAGCACGACCAUUCAAACACAGAACUUGGUGAACAUAUAUUGA
This is a messenger RNA of Naegleria fowleri, 2463 nucleotides long. RefSeq lists its product as uncharacterized. Bases 1 to 2463 code for a protein of 820 amino acids. The transcript has a single exon. The record is from RefSeq and is a predicted model, not a curated record. NCBI's taxonomy places the organism in Eukaryota, Heterolobosea, Eutetramitea, Acrasida, Naegleriidae. Gene Ontology annotation, biological process: peptidyl-threonine phosphorylation; peptidyl-serine phosphorylation. Gene Ontology annotation, molecular function: protein serine/threonine kinase activity; ATP binding.